AUGGUUAAAACACGAACUAAUCAUAACAAUAGCCAAGUAGUAAAUAAUAUUACUGAGGAUUCUAUGGAUGAAUUCUGUGGUGAUGAUCCUGGUUCGCCAUACACUUCUGGGACAGAUAGAAAACGCCGACGUGGAGUUAUUGAGAAACGAAGACGUGACCGAAUUAAUUAUAGUCUAGCAGAGUUAAAACGUUUAGUGCCAGAUUCGAACCAUAAACCAGGUUCAGCUAAACUGGAGAAAGCUGAAAUACUUCAACUAACCGUUGAAUUUCUACAGAGACUGCAUAAAGAAGGUUAUGUACUUGGUUCAGAAGCCCGAUCUAUUGAAUUACGUCGUACAGGAUUUAAAGAUUGUUUAUUGGAAGUAACACGUUUAUUAUCCACUUAUGAUGGUAUAAAUAUUUCUAGUCAAGAAUUGACUAGACAUUUAUUAAAUCAUCUUCAUCAAUGUGAAAAACAAAGAGAUUUAGAAUCAAAAACAUAUCUAACUAAUAUUGCCGCUGUUGCAAAUGUAAUGUUAACUCAAACAAGUUCAUCUAAUAUAUCUUCAACUACAAUUGGACAAUAUCAACAAAAUCAUCAGCAACAAAGUAAUUAUCAGCAUCAACACUUUCCAAAUUAUUUCAAUGAUUCAUCUUUAAUGAAGUCAAAAUCUACAAAAAGCAAUUCAUUUAUAUGUGAGCAGUCAAAUAAACUGUCUAUUACACCUUCUUCAACAAAUAAAUCCCUUAAAUCUUUACACACAAACACAAAUCAUCAGGCCUAUCCAUGUUCAGAUUCAUCAGUAUUCUAUAAUAAUGAUAAUACUUAUACACCUUAUCAGUGUGUUGACUUUCAAAUGCUUGGCCAACAGAAUCCAUAUAGAUACACAUAUAAAGUGGGAGACCGGGAAUCUGAACAGCCAUCCAAUUACUACCUGCCAUCAGAUUUCUGCCAUUCGAAUUAUGCUUACGGGGAACAAUCGAGUAGAAAUUUAUCAUAUUCUUCUUCAUCAUUAUCUACUACUUUAUCGACUACUACAGCACCUGUAGGCGCUGAAGUAAUUCGUUGUGUGACAAAUCAUACAAAUGAUAAUUUUAUUCCUCCUUCUUUCAUCAGUACAGCAUAUCCUACUAUGCAUAAUAUUAAUGGUAGUUCCUUGUUAUCUACAGGUCUUGGCCCAAAUGAAAGUCAGUCAACUUCAUCACCACCAUUUCGUUCUACACCAGAAGAUUCAGAGAUUGGUUUUAGUCCACAUCUAAAAAAUAAUUUAUCAGGAAUUGUUGGCAGUGAUGAAGUUGAAGAUGAGUGUAACUAUUAUACAACAAUAAUAACAGCCACAGUAUCCUCAGCAACAAUGACCACUUCAGUAGCGAAAACAAUACCAACAGCUAUCUAUCAACCAUCCAACUAUCAUAAUGAUUAUGAUUAUACUUAUCAUGAAAAAAAUGAUGUUUGCAUGAAUCUAUCAACAGGGGAUUAUCAAUCAUUUAACUCACAGCUACAAUGCUACAAUCGUAAUCCAUUAUAUUCAAAUUAUCCAACUGAUACAUGGCGUCAAACUAAUAAAACAACAGAUUUAGUACAAUAUCAAGAUUAUAUAUUACAUUCACAAUUACCAUCUACUGUAUUGGAAAUAGGUGUACAUACAAAUACAUCAACUACAACAACCACGUUGUCAUCAAUGACACAAAACAUCAGUACUAUAGCUAAUAAUAUGCUAAGUAGUACUAUUAAUGAUCGAGGUGCUAGUUGA
Heterobilharzia americana is the source of this 1734-nucleotide messenger RNA. Lineage: Eukaryota; Metazoa; Platyhelminthes; Trematoda; Strigeidida; Schistosomatidae. The record is from the annotation of a GenBank genome assembly.